GGUGGCGGGGGAGGCCUUAGGGCGUCAGCAGUCUACCGAUCCCAGUCCGGAAGGCUCGGCACAGUCAGCGGACGUGCCCACUUAAUCCGCCGGCUCGGUGAUGCCGGCGGGAGGGGCUGCGUGCGGCGGGCGGGAAGGGCAUUCGUCGGAAUUCGACACGGGUUCGGGCGAGGUGGCUGGAUUGCAUGCAAGGGAAGAAGGCAGGGUGAUGGACAAAGAGAAGGAAGGGGAGGAAGGAGACAAAGGGGAGGAAUGGGAGGAAGAAGGGGAUGAUGGGGAGGAAGAAGAGGAUGAAGGGGAGGAAGGAGAGGAAGGGGAAGAAACGGAGUUGGCUGGGUUGCUCGGAGGGAAGGAGGGGGAAAAACGGGAACUCGAUACUGGAGACGACGAACGGACGUUCAGCGACGACGAUGGCAGAUCUGGGGAGUCGUUUGACGGAUUCGGACAGCUGUGCAGAGAACAUCGCGAGGAAGACGACGACGACGAUGACACGGCACUGGAUAUGGAGACACAGGUGGUCACAAGCCUUUCGGCAGAACUUGAUGACUAUGAGGUCCAAGCAAUGACGUCUGCCGUCGAUCACCAACACCGGUUCAACGAAGCUCGUGUUGCAGUAAGCCUGACUAAACGAACUCUCCGAUGAAGUUAUCGACGACAUCCUAGGCGACCACCACAUGUCCGCGCAGGUGUCCUCGACGCCUGGUGUCGACUACCCUCUCGACGUC
Chara braunii is the source of this 725-nucleotide messenger RNA. The record is from the annotation of a GenBank genome assembly. Lineage: Eukaryota; Viridiplantae; Streptophyta; Charophyceae; Charales; Characeae.